Messenger RNA from Thermothielavioides terrestris NRRL 8126, 2377 nucleotides. RefSeq lists its product as uncharacterized. The transcript has 4 exons. Gene Ontology annotation, biological process: DNA replication, synthesis of primer. Lineage: Eukaryota; Fungi; Ascomycota; Sordariomycetes; Sordariales; Chaetomiaceae. Gene Ontology annotation, cellular component: alpha DNA polymerase:primase complex. Bases 120 to 1625 code for a protein of 501 amino acids. The record is from RefSeq and is a predicted model, not a curated record.
GCGCGUCGCGACGCGUCUCCCACAGCCCGUGAGUGAUCCGCCCGUUUUCCAUUCACAUCCAUGCGUCUCCAGCAACAGCCAGGCCACUCCUUUGGAUAACCAACUCACGACCAGGGACCAUGAAUCGCAUCGAUGCCAAACGGCGAAAUGUCCUCGACCACCGCAAGAAGCAGUUUGCGGACCCGUCGUACAAGGAGACGCACUAUCCGCACCGCCUGAACUUUUACUCGACGCCGCCAACAGCAGACAUCACGCUCGAACAGUUUGAACAAUGGGCCAUCGAUAGACUACGGGUCCUCGCCGAGCUCGAGGCGUGCUCCUUCCGCAACCGCACGCCGGCCGAGACGGCCGCGCACAUGAAGCCGCUGCUGGACAAAUACCUGCCGCUCGACGCCAGCAGCUCGGGCAACUCCAAGCUGCACGCGCAGCGCCAGAAGGACCACUACAGCCACUUCAUCCUGCGCCUGGCCUUCGCGUCGACCGAGGACCUGCGCCGCCGCUUCGCCCGCGUCGAGACCAUGCUGUUCCGCCUGCGCUUCCAGACCGACGACUCGCGCGAGCGCGCCGCCUUCGUGCGCACCCUCAACCUCGACUGGGAGCCCGUGCCAGAAGAGGAGAAGCGCGCGCUCGCGCCGCAGCUGGCGACCACCGUCGGCUUCGGGUCCGGCAAGCGGGCGCAGCAGGUGCUGGAUGAGGAUUGGUGCAAGGUCGACUGGACCCGCGUGCCGGACCUAGUGAGGGACAGGAAGGUGUUCCUCAAGGGGGGGAAGGCCUACGUCCCGGGGAGGGAGCAGCAGAGCAUGGUAUUGAAUACGUUUACGUCGCGAUUAGAGCGGGCGUUGGAGCUCACAGCGCGCGCGCUCCCGCGGCUGGACGAGGACGACCGGCUCACGCCCAUCCUCAACCACCUCUCCAAGAACUUCAUCGCGCCCGACUCGAGCUACAACGGCAGCAGCGCGGCGAUCGAGGGCGCCGAGAUCACGGCGCGCAACAUCGACAACCUGUCGCAGCACUUCCCGAUGUGCAUGGCGCACCUGCACCGCUCGCUGCGGCGCGACGCGCACCUCAAGCACUUCGGCCGGCUGCAGUACACGCUCUUCCUCAAGGGCAUCGGGCUGAACCUGGAGGAGUGCCUCGUCUUCUGGCGGUCGAGCUUCAGCAAGAUCACCGACGACACGUUCAACAAGGAGUACCGCUACAACGUGCGGCACGCGUACGGCGACGUGGGCGGCGACGCGAACCGCCGCAGCGGCGGCUACAGCCCGUACAGCUGCCAGAAGAUCCUCACGGAGCACGCCCCCGGCCCCGGCGACGCCCACGGCUGCCCGUACCGCCACUUCAGCAUGGAGAACCUGGCCACGCUGCUCCGCGCGUCCGGCGUCACCGACCCCAAGGUGCUGCAGGGCGUCAUGGAGGACAAGGAGAGCCAGAAGUAUCACAUGGCGUGCAACCGCGUCUUCGAGCACCUCCACAAGGCCGAACUCAAGCGCGCCAAAGACGACGGCGUCAUGACGGCCGCGCAGCUCGAGACCAUCGUGCACCCGAACGAGUACUUCAAGCGCAGCUACCUGCUCAAGCACAUGGGCAGGCAGCAGCAGCAGGGCGAUGUAAAGAUGGAAGGGUGACAGCCGCCGCGGGUUACGUGUUGUGAGGAUGGCUGGCAAUUCACCGUGGACAAGGUGAGGCGCGUCGGCAGGGCCGGGUGGAUAGGUGGGGUGUGGGAGGGUCAGCUGCGUCGGCGUCUGACACCCUUCAACUCCCCCUAAGGGGCUGGUGAGAGAAGCGACGCAGGAUUGGAGGACGGGGGCAGGAAGCGCCCUAAAUACGGCGCGAUAUACCAUACUGCCUGCCCACCUGUUCAGCGUGAUGGUCGUCUGCUUUGGGUGAGCAUGUGAAUGCGAGGGAUGACACAUUUGUACGCAGUAUCUCUCCUGAGGAGGGAGGUGGGGGAAGGGGGAAGGGCAGGCGUUGUUUGUGGUUAAUUUACGAGUUGCGAGUUCUUGUCUCAGAGACGCUCCACACUCAUCAUGAACUUGGGUGUCGGGCGCAAGUGCGAGUGCACUGCGAAACAUGAGGUUUCUUUUUCCGACGAGGUGAUUUUCUCCAGCUUACUAGGUCCUCGGUGCGACGGUCCCUCCAAGAUCUUCACGAGCCCCAAGCACGAGGCAGUCUGGUAGUCAGUAUUUCCCCUCCCUCCUUUUCGUGUAUUUUUGGAUAGGCUAUUUAUACUUAUCUCAGCCCUCAGACCCCUUUCAUUGCGUUCUCUAUUUUCCCAGCCUACGGCCGGGAGAGGUCCGUGCCCAGGCCUGCCAAGACGUAAUCCUAUACUAGUUUGUAUAUAACGCUGUCCGCUAGACCCUUUUAAGAACUUGGCCUA